Molecule: messenger RNA, 1104 nt
Organism: Dictyostelium discoideum AX4
Lineage: Eukaryota; Evosea; Eumycetozoa; Dictyosteliales; Dictyosteliaceae
Exons: 2
Coding region: 1-1104 (367 amino acids)
Source: RefSeq, a predicted model, not a curated record
AUGUCAUUUAAUGAAAUUACAUUUAAUGACUUAUCAAAUACAAUUUAUAAUGUUUUAAAUAAAUAUAAAAAUGAAUUAGAAAAUAGUGAUUCAACCAAAAACAAUAGUGAUGAAGUUGGUUUAAUUUUAUCAAAUAAAAAUACUUUAAUGAAAUUAUUAGAAGAGGAUGAUAUAAAUGAAAAUGAUACUUUUUUUAUUGAGGACCCAAGUUGUAAAGAUAUAUUUAACUAUAAAAAUGCAUCUUUUUUUUAUGAACAAUUAAAAAGUGGUAAUUUUUAUUAUCCACCUAAACCUCAUCAUAAACAUAUAUCAUUAGUAUUAAUGGCAUGGGCUUCAAUUUCUAAAUUCCCAAUUCAAUUCAAUCCACUAUAUGGUUUACGUGAAGUUGUUAAAAGUGAACAAGAAAAAGAUAAUAUUACAUUUAUAAAAAAUGAUAAUAAUAAUAAUAGUAAUAAUAAUAAUGUAGAACAAAAAGAACAAGAACAAGAACAAGAACAAAAAGAACAAGAAAAAGAAGAAGAAAAAGAAGAUACUCAAAAAGUUGAAAUGAAAUAUUUUGAAAAUUUGAAUGAAAAAGUUGUAUUAUUUUUAAAUGAAAAUUGGAACAAUAACGAAAAGAUUAUGGAAAAUGAAGAAAAAAAGAAUCAAUUUAUAUUUGAAUUUUUUAAAAAUCUUUCAAAUAGAAAUUUAUUAACAAUGUUUGGUAUUAGAAAAACCAAAUUAUCAUUGGAUACAAUAUUAUUACCAGGACCAAUUCAAUUAAUAAAGAGUAGUAAUUUAUUACAUUCACCACCACCUGCAACUAGUAAAUUAACAGUAUCAUCAAGAGCAUUAUCAAAACAUGGUAUUCGUUCAAAAGAUUCUUUUUGGGGAUCUGAUAAAGGUCCUGAAUUGGUAAAGAAUAAACGUUCAGAGGCUGUUUUAAUUAAAAUUCUAAAAGAACCAACUUGGAUCAACAUUCAUUUAUUACCUCAUGAUAUUAAAAUAUUAGAAAUUAGAAAUCAACAAGGUUAUGGUUUAAGAUGGACUGCUGAUGGAUGUUUUUUUAGGGGUUUCUUAGAACCUCAAAUGGAAGGUGGUCAUGAAAUUGGUUGGAGACAUUAA